AUGUCCAGGAGGAAUUUUCUGGAGGAUGAGGAGGAGGAAGUGCGGUUACUCAGUAAUUAUGAAGUGCGGUACAGAGAAAAAUCCAUGACAAAGCCGUCACCUCACCAGUCCAAAAACAAGAACACUGCGGUUUGGAAGAAAGCAGAAAGAAAUAAUUCUGCUUUCGACAAUCAGGGUUAUGAAGGCAGCCAAGAUGACCUGGCCUUCUCAUCCUCCGUGGUGCUAGCAAUUGUAGGCAUGACGUGCCAGUCAUGUGUUCAGUCCAUCGAGGGAAAGAUCUCCAAGCUGCCGAGCAUAAUUAGAAUUAAGGUUUGCUUGGAUCAAAACAAUGCCACUGUACACUAUAUCCGCUCAGAAAUAACCGCUCAGAAGAUCUGUGAAGAGAUAGAAGACAUGGGCUUUGAAGCUAGCAUACAAGAGUGCAAGGAGAUGACAGCACCACAGAAAGGCAUGAGUUACAAAGAAGAGGUGAUCAAGAUCAGGAUAGAGGGCAUGACCUGUCAGUCUUGUGUCAACACAAUUGAAGGCAAAAUUGGGAAACUUCAAGGUGUCCAAAAAAUAAAGGUGUCCCUUACAGGCCAAGAAGCAGUCAUUGUGUAUGAUCCACUGUACAUUCAGCCGGAAGACCUUAAGAAACAUAUAGAUGACAUGGGAUUUGUGGCUUCUCUUAAGAGUAAACCUGACCCUUUAAAGCUUGGAACAAUUGACAUAGAACGUUUGCAGACUGUUCCUAUACAUCGUAACAUUUCAGACUCUGAUGGCGCUGUCAUUGAUGGUCAAAAAGAGAUAGCGACUAUUGGUAUAGAAGGGAUGCACUGCAAAUCUUGCGUCUACAAUAUAGAAGGGUCCAUAUCAGACCUCCCUGGUGUUCAGAGUAUCAAAGUCUCACUUGAAAACAAAAAUGCUAUUUUAUGUUUCUUUAAAAGUGUUACUGACUUGGUUACUGUAAAAGAGGAAAUUGAAGCGCUUCCUCCCGGCAAUUUCAAGGUUAUACUUUCAUUGGCAGAACAUUCAAGGCCCUCAACAAAGUUGAAAUCCAAGUAUCAUUCUUCCUAUAAACAAAGUCAUCUGCCAGCUACCAAAAUGGCCUUAAUCCGCAUUGUAGGAAUGACCUGUGGAUCCUGUGUGUCCUCUAUUGAAAACAUGAUCUCUCAGAGAAAAGGAGUACAGUCCAUAUCGGUUUUAUUAGAUGAAGCACUCGGAACAAUUUACUAUAUCCCAAGUGAAACAAAUGCAGAGGAGCUUAGGGCAGCCAUAGAAGACAUGGGGUUUGAUGCUACACUUGUAUCUGAUUCUGCAGUGCCUAUAACCAGCAACCAGACAGAACCUGACACAAGGCAAAAUUCCUUAGCAAUGUUGAAGGAACUGACUACCCAUAAAGAUUAUAUUGUGGAUGUUAUGCCUAAGAAGCUGCACCUGGAUAUUGAUAUUCCUUUGAGCGAUAACAGAGCGCCGCAGAAAUGUGUUUUACAGGUCACCGGGAUGACAUGUGCUUCCUGUGUGUCUAACAUUGAGAGGAAUCUGAAGAAGAAAGAUGGUAUUGUUUCUGUGCUGGUGGCACUGAUGGCUGGUAAAGCAGAAGUCAGAUACAUAGGAGACCGGAUUGAACCAACAGAGAUUGCCCAACUUAUUGAAAACCUGGGGUUUGGAGCAGUAGUAUUGGAGGACUGCACUGCUGCAGAUGGCUGUAUUGAGCUAGUGAUUACAGGAAUGACCUGCGCAUCAUGUGUUCAUAACAUUGAAUCCCGACUGAUGAGAACGCCAGGGAUUCUACAGGCCGCCGUAGCUCUGGGUACCUGCAAAGCACAAAUCAAAUUUGAUCCAGAAGUUGUUGGGCCGAGGGACAUCAUUAAUGUGAUUGAGGGAAUUGGAUUUCGAGCAUCUUUACCCCAAAGGGAUCCCACAGCUCAUAACCUGGAUCAUAAACAGGAAAUAAGGCUGUGGAGGAACUCCUUUUUGUCCAGCCUUUUUUUUGGGAUCCCUGUCAUCUGCAUCAUGAUUUAUAUGUUAUUUGCCCAAAAAAGAAAAGAGCCAUCAAAACUGGAAGCGAACAUCAUCCCUGGGCUAUCCAUUAUGAACCUCAUCUUCUUUAUUCUUUGUACACUGGUUCAGUGCCUCGGAGGAUGGUACUUCUAUGUACAGGCUUAUAAGUCUCUGAAGCACAAGGCAACCAACAUGGAUGUUCUGAUUGUCCUGGCCACCACCAUUGCUUAUAUUUAUUCCGUGGUUAUCCUGAUUGUGGCCAUGGUAGAGAAGUCUGAGCAGAGCCCAGAGACUUUCUUCGACACACCGCCCAUGCUCUUCAUGUUUAUUGCUCUGGGGAGAUGGCUGGAGCACAUAGCAAAGGGUAAAACGUCGGAGGCUCUAGCUAAGCUCAUAUCUCUGCAAGCUACGGAGGCGACUGUUGUGACCCUUGAACAAAAUUUCUCAGUCAUAAGGGAGGAGCAGGUGGAUGUAGAAUUGGUACAGAGAGGAGAUAUCGUAAAGGUUGUGCCUGGAGGCAAGUUUCCAGUUGAUGGAAAAGUAAUUGAAGGGACGUCUAUGGCAGAUGAAUCUCUUAUCACAGGAGAGCCUAUGCCUGUCAGGAAAAGGCCAGGCAGCAUUGUUAUUGCUGGGUCCAUUAAUGCUCAUGGCUCUGUGCUGGUUGAGGCAACUCAUGUGGGCUCUGACACCACCUUGGCACAAAUUGUGAAGUUAGUGGAAGAAGCUCAGAUGUCCAAGGCACCUAUCCAGCAGCUGGCUGAUAAAAUCAGUGGAUAUUUUGUUCCUUUCAUAAUUAUCACCUCCAUUGUCACACUGAUUGCCUGGAUCACAGUUGGGUUUGUGAAUUUUGAUAUCAUAAUCAAAUAUUUUCCGGGUUACAGCAAAACGAUGUCUAAGGCUGAAGUGAUCAUACGGGUGGCGUUUCAGACUUCCAUCACUGUGCUGUCUAUUGCCUGUCCUUGUGCUCUGGGCCUGGCUACACCUACGGCUGUCAUGGUGGGUACUGGAGUUGCUGCACAAAAUGGCAUCCUCAUCAAAGGAGGAGAACCGCUAGAAAUGGCACACAAGAUAAACAUAGUGAUGUUUGAUAAAACAGGCACAAUAACGCACGGGGUCCCCAAGGUUAUGAGAGUGCUGUUGCUUUGUGAUGUGUCACGGAUGCCCCUGAAAAGGAUGCUCGCAGUUGUGGGGACAGCCGAGGCCAGCAGUGAACACCCCCUUGGAGUGGCUGUUGCUAAAUACUGCAAAGAGGAGCUUGGCACAGCAUCUCUGGGUUAUUGUUCAGAUUUCCAGGCUGUUCCUGGCUGUGGGAUCAGCUGCAAAGUGAACAAUGUGGAGAGUGUCCUGGUGCAGAGCGAAGAGGGACAGAAUGAGUACAACGUUUACAAGAGUGGAUCACAGGAUAAUAACAGCUUGAUCAUUACACCUGAAUUACAAGGUGCCAGUGCCCCAAUCCCUCACGCUGUAUUAAUUGGGAACCGGGAAUGGAUGAAACGCAAUGGACUUCAUAUUUCCCAUGAUGUAGAUGAUGCCAUGACUAGCCAUGAAAUGAAAGGACAGACAGCAGUGCUGGUUGCUAUAGAUGGUGCAUUGUGCGGAAUGAUUGCAAUUGCAGACACUGUGAAGCAGGAAGCCGCCCUUGCUGUGCACACUUUAAUGGCUAUGGGAGUGGAUGUUGUACUUAUAACAGGUGAUAACCGGAAGACCGCCAAAGCUAUUGCUACCCAGGUUGGGAUCCGAAAGGUGUUUGCAGAAGUUCUUCCCUCUCACAAGGUAGCCAAAGUCCAGGCACUGCAGAAUGAGGGGAAGAGAGUCGCCAUGGUGGGUGAUGGUGUCAAUGACUCCCCAGCAUUGGCCAGAGCUGAUAUCGGUAUCGCCAUCGGGACAGGAACUGAUGUGGCCAUUGAAGCUGCAGAUAUUGUUCUCAUCAGGAAUGACUUGCUUGAUGUAGUUGCCAGCAUUCAUCUCUCAAAGAGGACAGUGAGAAGGAUAAGAAUGAAUUUCAUGUUUGCUCUGAUAUACAAUCUUCUCGGCAUUCCUAUUGCGGCAGGUGUCUUCUUGCCAGUGGGGUUGGUGCUACAGCCAUGGAUGGGAUCAGCAGCAAUGGCAGCUUCUUCUGUCUCUGUGGUUUUAUCAUCAUUACAGUUAAAGUGCUACAAUAAGCCAGACUCCGACAGAUAUGAAGCCCUGGCCCAAGGCCUCAUGAAACCACUUACACCAUCACAGAUAAGUGUUCAUGUUGGGAUGGAUGACCGGAGAAGAGAUAUUUCCAGUACUUGGGACCAGAUCAGUUACAUCAGCCAAGGCUCUGCAAAUAAAAUCUCACGAGAGAACUCUUUAACGGGAGAGAGACAAGAUAAAUGGUCUCUCCUGAUCAGUGAAACCGAUGAAGACCACUACAUAUAAAACAAUGGCAGUAAAAAUUCAUUGGCAG
Molecule: messenger RNA, 4417 nt
Organism: Nanorana parkeri
Lineage: Eukaryota; Metazoa; Chordata; Amphibia; Anura; Dicroglossidae
Gene: ATP7B
Product: ATPase copper transporting beta
Exons: 24
Coding region: 1-4389 (1462 amino acids)
Biological process (GO): monoatomic cation transport; copper ion homeostasis
Cellular component (GO): membrane; trans-Golgi network; perinuclear region of cytoplasm
Molecular function (GO): ATP binding; P-type divalent copper transporter activity; ATP hydrolysis activity
Source: RefSeq, a predicted model, not a curated record